Cryptomeria japonica (Japanese cedar) is the source of this 824-nucleotide messenger RNA. Its product is annotated as RING-H2 finger protein ATL2. The record is from RefSeq and is a predicted model, not a curated record. Lineage: Eukaryota; Viridiplantae; Streptophyta; Pinopsida; Cupressales; Cupressaceae. The transcript has a single exon. The coding region runs from base 9 to 686 and encodes 225 amino acids.
UUGAAGGGAUGAAAUUCCAAAUAAUUCACUGGAACGUACUAAAUAUGCAUCACUUGCUACUCUUUGUAAUGUAUGUUAUAGUCAUCAUCUCCAUUUUGGCAAUAGUUUGGAGAGUAUAUUGGCAUAGAAGAAGUUCAUCAUGGAUUCCUCAAAUUCCAUUUCUAUUUGCAGAGGAGGAGGAUUACCAAACAGACCAUGGCUUGAACAAAAAAGUCAUACACACUGUGCCUGUGUUUGUAUAUAAAGAAGAAAGCUUCAAGAAUGAUGAGAAGGAACAGCUCAUGUGUGUAAUUUGCUGCUCUAAAUUUGAGCAGAAUGAGAAAGGAAGAGAGUUGCCCAAAUGCAAUCACAGGUUUCAUGUGAAUUGCAUUGAUAAGUGGUUUGAGUUGCAGUCUACUUGCCCAAUAUGCAGAAUGAAUGUGGAGGAUGCCAUUUCUGAUGAGAAAGGAAGAAUAGAAGAGGAAGAUCAUUUUUCAAUAGUUGCAGAUGAUAUUGUAAUUGAUAUGAGGAGUCUAGAAGGGAGUGUUGGAGAUGAUAUUGUAAUUGAUACGAGUGUAGAAGAAAUGGAAGCACUGCAGGAGGAGGAAGAAGAUAAUCACAGUGAUAAUGAAGAAAAUCCAGAUAAAUUUAGGACAGUCCACACAGAAAAGAAUGAUAUGGUCAUUGCAAUGGAACAAUUUUCUUGACAACCAUGCAGGUUAAAGGUUUAUGCAAAGAGAUGGGAGGCCACCAUACAAAGAUAGCAUGGACCAUCGUGUUUAAAAAUAAUGAGGGAUUUGAUGGUAAAAUUGAGAAGUUAGAUCAUUGUAUUUAAUAUAAAUAGA